Molecule: messenger RNA, 1642 nt
Organism: Rhizophagus irregularis DAOM 181602=DAOM 197198
Lineage: Eukaryota; Fungi; Glomeromycota; Glomeromycetes; Glomerales; Glomeraceae
Biological process (GO): double-strand break repair via nonhomologous end joining
Cellular component (GO): nucleus
Molecular function (GO): DNA-directed DNA polymerase activity; DNA binding
Source: RefSeq, a predicted model, not a curated record
AUGUCUGAUAACAAUUACUUCAAGAAUUGGAAGUUUUAUAUUAUUGAUGCAAGAAUACCAAAAGACAAGUUAGAAAGUUGCAAGAAACGAAUACUUUCUCAUUGCGGACAGCUUAUAGAUAAUUUUGAUAACGCUGAUGUUAUAUUGACUCUUUUUAAAACUCCAGCACGAAUAGUGCGUUAUGUGUCUCCAGAAACGCGCAAACCUAUAUGUUCUAUUGAUUGGGUUGAAGAAUGUGAAACAGCUAGAAUGAGAGUGCCAUAUGAUGGUUUUUUGAUAAAUAUGAAACCUGAACCACUUAACGAAACUUUUGUGCAGAACAAAGCUUAUCAGAGUAAAUCAACGAACAGUGAUGGAGGGGAUUCUUCCGAUUCAGGAAAUAAUUUUACAGACGAAGAACUAAGUUCAGAUAUGGAAUUCGAUUUAGAUCCUUGUUUCAUUAAUACAAAAUACGAAUGUCUUCGUCCUACACCUCUUAAACCCAAGUACAAUCAAUGCCUCGUGGAAUUGCUAGAAGUGAUAGAACAUGCACGUGAGUUAAAUGGUGAAGAGAGAAAUGCAUUGAGUUAUCGUCAUGCGAUUGCAGCACUAAAGGUUUAUCCACGUAAUAUUGAAAGCUACGCAGAAGCUCGUAAAAUAAUAGGAAUUGGUCCGAAAAUUGGAAAUCAUAUAAAAGAAUUUUUAACAACAGGCACAAUUCCUGAAGCAGAAGAAAUUAAUGCAAGUGAAAAAUACCAAACUUUGGAUAUUUUUUCUCGCGUUUAUGGUGUUGGCUAUAAAACAGCUCGGAAAUGGUACCAAAAAGGAUAUAAGUCGAUAAGAGAGUGUAUGAAGGAUCCAUAUUUAACUCAUGUUCAGAGAUUGGGUUUGGAACUAUUUGAUGAUUUUCAGAAAAAGAUGUCAAGACAAGAUAUACAAGAAAUAUUAGAUAUUUUGAAUAAAGUUAUUAAAACCAUGUACCCAGAUUGUAUGAUUACUCCUGUUGGAGGAUAUCGUCGCGGAAAAGAAUUCAGUGGAGAUUUAGAUGUUGUCGUAUCGCAUCCUCAAGAGACCGUUGCGAAUAAUUUGUUAAAGGAUAUAGUAGAAAUACUUAUAAAUAAAGGACACCUGAAACAUAAACUUUUUUAUGGGCAGCCAAGUGCUAAAAAUAAAAAGGAUGUUCCGAGUGAACUUAUAUCCUCCCAUAAAAAUAUCAUGGACAACCUUGAUAAGUGUUUUUGUGCUUUUAUCCAACCAAGUACACAAAUAUGUCGGCAAGUUGAUCUUAUAAUAGCUCCUUAUUCCCAAUAUCCAACAGCUGUUCUUGGUUGGACAGGGUCGAAACAAUUUGAACGAUCGAUAAGAAAUUUUGCAAAGAAAGAGAGAAAAAUGACAUUUGCGUCACAUGGGCUCUUCUUAAAUGUUGUUCCAAGAAGACGCGUCUGUGUAACUUCUGAGAAAGAUGUCUUCGAUAUUUUAGGAAUACCUUGGGUGGAGCCUGAAAUGAGAAAUUGUUAACUUAUUAGGAAGAUAUAUAAUGUUCCAUCACUUAAUUUUACUUUAGAGUUAGGUUCAAAUUUUGUAACAGUAGUUAACUAGUUUAUAAAGAAUCGUGUAUAAUUACUAAAGUCUUAUUAUAUUUAUCUAUUUAUUGUGUUAAUUU